This is a messenger RNA of Bursaphelenchus okinawaensis, 473 nucleotides long. Lineage: Eukaryota; Metazoa; Nematoda; Chromadorea; Rhabditida; Aphelenchoididae. The record is from the annotation of a GenBank genome assembly.
AUGAUUCGUACAAAAGCAGUGGAACGAUAUUUAGAGCAAGCAACUCAGAACGGUGUCAAAGGGGCUAUUUUGUUUGAUAAAGAUGGUAAGAAAUUUGUUACUUUUUAAGUUUUAGAUAUGAACUCACAAAAAGUUGUAGUAUGCGCCGGUAAACGUGUAAUACGCAAAUACUAGCUUUUUAAAUACAAUUUUCUUGUUUAGGACGUAUUGUUGCACGAGCUGGAUCCGGAUCUCACGAUAGUAUACUCGCUGUGUUCACGGCCAAAUUGUGGGAAUCGUUCGAUCGACAAGGCUCACGGGACCGCUUACGUGAGAUCGAGCUACAGAAUUCAAAUCACAUUCUAAUGGCUGCACGAGUUGUGACUAUGAUUAUGGCCGUCGUUGUAGAGAAGGAUCAGCCCACCGCGGUCGCCAAAGCAAAAUUGAAUCGUUUAGUAGAAGAUUUACGUGAACCAAUGAGUAUCUUUUGCUGA